This is a messenger RNA of Pleuronectes platessa (European plaice), 1880 nucleotides long. It is a transcript of the gene cfap53, whose product is annotated as cilia and flagella associated protein 53. The transcript has 8 exons. NCBI's taxonomy places the organism in Eukaryota, Metazoa, Chordata, Actinopteri, Pleuronectiformes, Pleuronectidae. Bases 1 to 1596 code for a protein of 531 amino acids. The record is from RefSeq and is a predicted model, not a curated record.
AUGUUCCUGAGUCAGAAGAGACCCGGGACCCGGGAGGUGAAGGGACCGAGUCCCCGCGAGGUGGCCGUGGUCGCGAGGCCGAGGCUGCCUCCGGGGCGUCAUCAUGACGAGAUCCUGAUGGAGAGACGGGAGAAGGACUUCGCCCGAGACCAGCUCCUGAAGUUCAGCAGGAACCAGAAGAGCUGUGACAUCACCAGCUCGUGGCUGGAGACCUCAGAGCGUCACAUCCUGAACGGAGCCGUCAACAGAGAAGUCCAAGCUGCUCUGAAGCUGUAUGAGACCGACGUGGAACACCGGAGACACAGGCUCCAGGCUGUGUUGGCGGAGGAGGAGCAGCAGCUCCUGCAGGAGCUGGAGGAUACGAAGGAGACGCUGGAGGAGAGACAAGAGAAGAUGAGAGUGAGAGCUCAAACACUGAGGGAGAGAAGAGAGAGAGAGAGACAGCAGCUGGUGUCUGAGAAACUGGACAAGCAGUUCAGGGAGCAGUGCCAGGAGGUGCGGAGCGUACUCAGCAGACAGAGGGAGCAGCAGGUGAGGGAGGAGCAGGCAGCUCUGGUGAGGAGUCGACAGCAGCAGCUGCAGCAGCAGCAGGAGGAGGAGGAGCUGUUCGACGAGCUGUGGGAGGCCGAUCGACGAGCUAAAGACGAGCAGGAGCAGCAGCGGGCGGAGAUCCAGCGGCUGAGGAACAUGGAGCAGCUGAUCGGCCUCCACACUCAGGUGGAGGAGGCCGAGCUGAGGAGACGGACUGAGAAGGAGCAGAAAGAGGAGGAGGCUCGACUCAUGAGGCGGGAGGAGGAGGAUCAGCUCCUGCUGGCCCAGCAGCAGCACCGACAGAAGAUCCAGUCGAGGCUGAGCAGGCGACACGAGCUGGAUCAGGACUUCAGGAUGAAGAUGAAGCACCGAGCUCGAGAUCAACAGGACGAGCAGCAGCUGGAUAUGAACAUAGAGCAGCUGCUGCUCCAACAGGAAACAGACACGAAGCAGAAAGCUGCUCGCAGGAAGGUGGAGCUGUGUGAGGAACAGCAACGCUACCGUGAGUAUCUGUCUGAGGAGCAGCAGCGACAGAGGAGGGAGGACGACGAGACGGAACAGCUGAUCAAUGAGAAGAUGGAGGAGAACUGGAACAGAAAAGAUGAACUGAACCGUCUCCAGCAGGAGAACCGCAGGAGCAUCAUCAGAGAAGUGGUGACGGAUCAACGUCUGCAGAUCCAACGAAACCUUGACCGGAAGUUGCAGAAACGUGCUGAUGAUUCCAGAGAGAGAGACGAGAUGACCAGAAUGAUGGAGGAGAUGAAGGUGAAGGACGAGGAGGAGAGAAGAAGUGAGAGGCGGAGGUGUGAGGAGUACGAGUUGGGGCUCAGGCGUCAGGUGACUGACCGUCAGCAGCUCGGCUCUGAUCUCAGAGCUCAGACUCAGAAAGAGGAGGAGCAGAGUGCGACGCUGCGGAAGAUCUACAACCACAGGAAACUCCAGGUCCUGGCUCCGCCCAUCUCCCACUCCGCCGCCACACACCCAUUCAGGAGGGCAGGGAGGUCCAGCUCCGCCCACACAGAGCAUCAUGAGUCUGACCAGGAGGAGAACCUGUCUCCAAAGUGACCGGAGAGGCUUCAGUCACCUCCGACAAGAUGAUCAGUCCUUUAAUUACUGUGUGUGUGUGUAAUCGCUGACCUUACACCUUACACCCCUCUUCCUUUAGCCGUCGGCCUAAAGGAAGUGGGGUUGUGUGGUUGUGUGGUUGUGGGGUUGUGUGUGUUGUGUGUGUCCUCGAUGCUCCUCAUGCGUCUCAGGAUCCAGAUCAGUUCUUCUCUGACUCACAACCUUCACCGUGUUUACGAUCUGUGCAGGAAACUUACACACGUUUUAUUCCUUUAAUAAAUGAU